AUGUACUGGAGAUCAGACGAAUGGCAAGAGGAAAUUUAUCCGGCUUGUGAACAGCUAUCUCUUCCAGAAGGUCUAUUGAUAUCGCAGAACACAAGUUUUGGGUCCCAAUUCAUUAGUCGAAGCAUUUUUCAACAGAAAUGUUAUAAACAUUCUGUUCCUAUGCUAAAUACUAAUAAUGGAUUGAUGUUAAAUAAGUUUGCAGGUCUUUUACCGAUAGCUGAGCAAACAUGGCAUGAUUUUACGGGCAAUAGUUCUAAAGGAUCGUUUGCGUACAGCGUGGUACCCGUUCUUUACUCGAUAUCGAUUCUGGCGGUGAUAACGUGGUUUUUGAACAUAUUUGUCAUUACCAAUUAUACCAUUAAGCCAUCAAUAUUGUUGAGGGCUUCCACUACUUUGUCUUCUAUAUAUUUGUUGAUAACUGUCAUUAUGGCGAUCAUUGAGCUUCAUAAACAGCAGAAACAGGGGUUCUUGCAUGGAACUAAGCUCUUUGAUUGUAUAAAUUCAAGCUUGGCACUUAAUAUCAUAGACCUUAUAGUUGUGUUUUUGCUACAGAUCAAUCAAGUGCAGAUCAUUAUGCGUAUCUUUCUGAGGCAAAAAGAUAAGCGGUUGACAUUCUUUGUUGGAAUAUUUGCAUCUAUCACAUCACAAGUUUUGUGGGCGAUAACUCGAUUCCAUUCAUUUUCCGACGAUAGUGAAGCUGGUGACAUCCUACCUGCGUUUCAAUAUCUAGUGAGGAUUGCUAUGGGUGUUUGCUACGCUGCUUUAGUUUCUGUGUUUGUAUUGAUGAAAAUCAAUUAUAUAAUAGCCAACAAGAAAAUAUGGCUUAUAACAUUACUAACAGUUAUAUUAAUUUAUGGGCCUGUUGCGUUUUUCAUAGCGGAUGUUUCGAAUGCUUGGGUUUUUGAGUUAUCUGAAAUUUUCUCGGUUGUUACAUACGAUAUUUGUGUUGUAAUACCUUGGGAAUGGUGUAAUAAAUACAAUAGCAUAAUGAAGGCAAAAGAAAAGGAAGGUGUUCUAGGAAGAAAAUUUUAUGAAGACGAGUUAUACGAGCUUGAUAGGUUCGAGCUAUUUGUUGAUGAAGAAGAUGAAGAUCACGAAAAUAAUAAUAAUGAAAAUGACGACGAAAGUGGCAAUGAAAAUGACAAUGAAAGAGGAAAUAAUGAUCACAAUAAUAGGCACGGACUCUCUCGAAAUGGAGAAAAUACUCAUAAAGGGUACCGGCCUGUAAACUUCGAUGGUAAUGAUAAAGGUUUCGGAUCCAUAUUCGAAACGUAUAGAAGAACAAAAGAAACAUUUUUAAAUAUAACGGAUCAUGUCAUUGCAAAAGGGUUGGCUAUUCCUAGGUCAGCCAGUGUUUUCACAGGAACACCUGUUAGUGCACAUAAUGAUGAAGUAUUUCGUAUGGAUAAUUUGAACCAUAAACGUGAUGAUCCGGCGGAUAUGACUCUUGAGAAUCAGGAGGACCAUAGAAAUACCAACCGCAAUAACACUAUUAGAUUCGCUAGUAAUAGUGACAUACAUAGAACCAACAAUUCUACCGCGCAAAAUAGGAGAGAUGUAUUUGUUUAUUCAACAAGAGAGGUAAUAAUUGAUGCAUCCGAUACUGAAACAUAA
Debaryomyces hansenii CBS767 is the source of this 1614-nucleotide messenger RNA. RefSeq names its product Rim21p (gene RIM21). Gene Ontology annotation, cellular component: plasma membrane. Bases 1 to 1614 code for a protein of 537 amino acids. Gene Ontology annotation, biological process: cellular response to pH. The record is from RefSeq and is a predicted model, not a curated record. NCBI's taxonomy places the organism in Eukaryota, Fungi, Ascomycota, Pichiomycetes, Serinales, Debaryomycetaceae. The transcript has a single exon.